Messenger RNA from Symphalangus syndactylus (siamang), 10429 nucleotides. RefSeq names its product cysteine rich hydrophobic domain 2 (gene CHIC2). The record is from RefSeq and is a predicted model, not a curated record. Gene Ontology annotation, cellular component: plasma membrane; Golgi-associated vesicle. Lineage: Eukaryota; Metazoa; Chordata; Mammalia; Primates; Hylobatidae.
GUCUCGCGAUGCCGUAGCCGGCUGCUCCCCUGCGGGUGGCUCGGGCUGUUGCUGUGGUUGCCUGAGUUGCUGCUGCUGCGGCGGCGGCAGCGGCGGCUGUGCUUGUGGAGGUGUCGGCCUCUGGGCGGAUGUUGACAUUGUGUUGUUGUUAUUGCUGAUGGUAAUGGCGGCGGCGGUGGCGGCGACGGUCCAGACCCCAUCUCCUCUGUAGCCGGAGCCUAGACAGCCGACAGCAAACUCCGCGGCCUCGGAGCCGGCGGCAGCGGCGACUCCCCUCAGCCUCCGCCGUCUCGCCCGCCGGUACCCCGGCGCCAACCCCAGGAGUCAGGCCCUUUGGGCAAGGGAGCUCGGAGCCUCAGGAUGGCGGAUUUCGACGAAAUCUAUGAGGAAGAGGAGGACGAGGAGCGGGCCCUGGAGGAGCAGCUGCUCAAGUACUCGCCGGACCCGGUGGUCGUCCGCGGCUCCGGUCACGUCACCGUAUUUGGACUGAGCAACAAAUUUGAAUCAGAAUUCCCUUCUUCGUUAACUGGAAAAGUAGCUCCUGAAGAAUUUAAAGCCAGCAUCAACAGAGUUAACAGUUGUCUUAAGAAGAACCUUCCUGUUAAUACACGAAGAUCGAUUGAGAAGUUAUUAGAAUGGGAAAACAAUAGGUUAUACCACAAGCUGUGCUUGCAUUGGAGACUGAGCAAAAGGAAAUGUGAAACGAAUAACAUGAUGGAAUAUGUCAUCCUCAUAGAAUUUUUACCAAAGACACCGAUUUUUCGACCAGAUUAGCAUUUACUUUAUUUAUAGAGACUUUCCAAGUAUGUUGUCUUUCCAAUGGUGCCUUGCUUGGUGCUCUCCUGGUGGUGACAUAACAUUGGUUCUACAGAAUCGUGUGGUGUUUUUUUUGUUUGUUUGUUUGUUUUUUAAAAUAACCGCAUGUUCUAAGUGUGCAUUUUUGUCAAUCUUUGCAACAGUUAUUUCAUACAGAUGUUUAAUACUUAAGUUAUUGUGCUCUUUUCUGUUAUGUAUUCUGAUUUUCAAGAAUUACUUUUUUGUAUUAUCAAAAAAAUACAUUUGAACUUAGCAUAAAAAGUGGCCAGCCUUUUUUAUUUUGUCACCAAGGUACACACAGUCCUUUAUUUAUAAAUUCCUUCACAGAGAAAAACACCUUUGUAAGGCUCAACUUACCUAUUCCAGCAAGCACACUUUUUCUAUCAUUUUUUCUUUCUUUUAAAAUUUGAUACUGUCAUUAUUUUAAAAUAGUAAGUUUUCUUUAAUAAUCUUUUGGAACCUAACAUACCCUUUCUCAUACAAUUCCUAAUGCUCUGUUUAUGGCAGAUAAUCUGUAACGUUAUGAAGACCUAUCAAAAAGUUUUAAAAGUAUUUCUGUCUUCAAAGGUAGUAAGACAGGAUUAAAUUUUUAUUAGAAUAGACAAAUCAGUGAAUGGUAUGCAUGUAUCUAGUGGUUACUAGAACUCAGGAUCAUAAAAUAUAGUAGCAUCACGAUCUGUGUAUAUUUUUGAUCAAGAUGAUAAUAAUGGCCUUACUUGGGUUAUUUUUAUUGUUUAUCAAAUCUUACAUACAAAAGAGUGGAAGUAUUCCUUUACAAAAUUUCUAAGGAAAAUAUUUCUUCCAAUCUAUCACAAUUAUAGAAUGGAUAUAUGUUUCUGAAAAGUUUUUGAAAGAAAGCAAAAGUUCUAGAACUAAAAGUAAGCUGAUGUUUAAUAUCCCAUUGAUAUUUAGAAAAGAUUGUUAAUAAGAAAUGGAGGAUGCAUUUAGUACUAUUUUUAUCCACUAGUUCACUUUCAGUACAGUUAUGUAUACUUGUUUUGAUUGAGAGUGUGACAUACAUGUUAAAUCAGAUGAGCUUGUUUCUUUUAAAUAUACAUAUACACAAAUACAUAUAAUUUUUUCUCCUUUUUGUUGUGCAUAUCUCUAUGCAUUUUUAAACUUUUAGAUUUGUGAAUGACCUAUGUGUAAAUUUUUUUUAUAAACCAGAAAUUAUACAACUUUUAAUGUGUGUCAAGAACUUGUUCCAUACAACUGUGGUAUCGAGCAAUAAUGUUAAUAACUUUUGGAAUUAUAUAAACUAUGCUUAAUAAUUUGUAUUGAGAAUUGGUACCACUAUACAAUACUUUUUUCCUUGUAUUAAAUCUUUUAGAUACCAGUUUCAUUAAUUUAUAUACCUGUAUUUUUAAAAGUAUUUCUUUGUACUUACCAAAGUACUGUAAUCCUAUAUAAAUUUGAAUAGUCAAAUGCCAGUAUCUCAUGUCCUAUAUCCUGUCUUGGAUAUUAGGAGCUAUCUUAAAAACUAAGAUUUAAAAUUUUUGUUUGUUUGUUUGAGAAUUAUAUGUUUUCCUUGCCCCCCAAGUAACAACUUGAAUUUGUAGAACACUUUUCCUGUGAAGAGUUCAAAGUACAAAUAAUUCAAAUACUUAUUUUAUUCAACUUGUAUCUAGGGUGUGUCCUACCACCUUAAAGUAGUGCAAUUAAAAAUAAUGCCAUCUAGAAACUUCAAUAUUCCUCUGUGGUUUCAGUGUGAAAAAUAAUUGUAUCUUCAUACAAUGCUAAAUCUGCCUCAGGAUUCAGAAAGAUCAGAAAAAUAUAAUGACUGUGUAAACUAUGCAACACAGUGUUCCCUGUAUAAAAUUGUAUAAAUCCAUAGAGCACCGUAUUGAUAAGCUUUAUAAGAAGAACUUAUCUAUUUACAUAAUUUAUUCUCCUAUUGUUAGUCUACUGUGGAUAAUAAUUUUAAAAUUACUAUAUUCCCUUAGGUAUAUUUUAACUGUAAGAUAAUUUUCAUAGUUGAUGAUAUUAAGUAUGGAAUUUUUAAAAGCUUUUCUGAUUUUUUUCAGCCACGUGCCAUUUGCUUAAAGAUUCCCUAGAAACAUACACUUCCAAUGUAUAUAUAGAAAAGAACUGUGAAUACUUAAUAUGUGGUAUUAUCAUAAGCCAGUUAUGCCUUGGGCAUUUAGAUUUUCAUGCUUGGAUUUUCAUUAGUAGCCUGUAGUAUAACUCUAUCCUUUCUUGAACCAUGAAUUUAAGUGCCCACAUUACUGGAUAAUAGAGAUGCCCAUAUUAAGUAAACAUCAGUCUAAGGAAAUAUUUAAAGUGAUGAUUUUUCUUCAGCUUCUGUUUUCUGACUUAAAGUUUCUGGGACAUAAACCGUAGAGCUUUUUAAACUGGCCAAGAAAAAAUAUUAUUGACAGAAAGUUUGGUAUAUGGAUUCUACAUAGGCUAAGGUAAAUAACUUAUGGUCUUUUUAAAAAUACAUUACUGGCAUUUUACAAUCAGUCACCAUUUCUGUAUAGAAACAUUCUUUUUUUCAACAAAUGUACGUUGACAAUCCUGUUAUAUUUUAAUAUAUAACUCUGGCUAUCUGGGUCAAAAUGAUACUCCAAAGCCUAAUGACUAUAGUAAAACUGAUGUGACACAUUUAGCUUCUAAGGUAGAUGUUGGCCCUCCCUUACAUGGAGAUCACCUUACCUGUCUAAAAUGAUCAUCAGAUGCUUUAUUAAGACUCUUUAAUGACUAGAUUUCAUUUAUUUAAAAUACAAACAUGUAAUUUUGCCCUAAAAUCAACAAAAUAAAUUCAACAAAGCCUUGAAUAAUAGUAAACAAUGAUUUUCUUUUCUUAUUAGAAAAACUAGUUUUGUAAUUGAAUAAUUUUAAAUCAGGAAGAAUCCAGCUUUCCCCAAGGUUUUGUCUUUAGUGUUAUUUUUUCAGUGUUAGAGAGCUUCUGGUUGUUUCUUUAUAUUAAUAGACCCAGGCCAACCAUAAAAAUCUUUGACAAUAUUCUGUCUCUAUCUUUGGAUGUAAAAGGACAUUAAAUAGUAAUACGUACAGUUGGACCCACAGUUUGCAUGAGUUCAGACUACUAGUUUUGUAUAACACUAUGUACAUAGUCAGACUGUUUCAACUUUUGUGGUAUUUAGCUUCACAAUUAUAUCCUUUAACUGCAUGCCUGAUGUUUUAUUGUAAAUAUCUGCUUUGACUUGCUGUUGAUGAGUAGUACUAAAUGAAAACUACUGUGUGUUAAAGCUGCCUUGGACUGAACUCCAGCAUCUAGUCCUGCAUUCUCUUUCCUUUUAUCCUUUUGGACACCACGGAUUCUUUUGCCGUAAAGACUAGAGUCUUUACCUAGGCCUGAACAUAGUUCAGAAUUGCAUUUUUAUCUUUCUUCCUCAAAGCUCCCAGUAAGAACAGUAAUUUUUUUUUUUUUGAGACAGUCUCACUCUGUUGUCCAGUCUUGAGUGCAUUGGCACCAUCUCGGCUCACUGCAACCUCCACCUCCUGGGUUCAAGCAAUUCUCCUGCCUCAGCCUCCCGAGUAACUGGGAUUACAGACGCCCGCCACCAGACCCAGCUAUUUUUUUUGUAUUUUAGUAGAGACGGGAUUUCACCUUGUUGCCCAGGCUGGUCUCAAACUCCUGUGCUCAAGCAAUCUGCCCGCCUUGGCCUCCCAAAAUAAGAACAGUAAUUCUUUUGCAUUCUUAGGUAGGUGUUUAGAAGACCAAUUAAAGCAAGUCGCAUUAAGUGAUGAAUGGCUGACACCCUCAGUUCUGCUAAGGUGGUACUUGCAUUUUAAAAAUGCAUUUUAAAAAGAGAUUUCUUAAUUGAUGCAGUGGUGCAAUUGAUGUUUCCUUCUGAAAAGACCCUAAUGGUCCACACUUUCGAGGGAGGGAACAAUAGGAUGGUUGGACAUGGGGUUGCUUCUCAAACCUCUGUUUUUGAAAGAAGGUGAUUAAUAAUUAGUUUUUGGGAGGAAAGAAUAGGCUAAUUUUAAACCAAACUAUUAAUUGUCCCAUAGCCAUUUAUGUUUAUUUAACCCUUUCUUAAAUAAAGUAACUUAAUUUUUCCUUGAUAUCAUGGCCAACUUUAUGUUGUUUUUAGGAAUAUAUCUUAACUUGAGAUUUGAAGAAUGUCUUUAAAUCUUGAGUUACCUUGUUCUGCACUUCUAUGGAGAUCUUUAGAUACUAAUUAAGAGAAGCCUCAAUAUUAUUGGUAUUAAUCAUAAUUCUAUCUGUUUCUGUAAUAUGGAGCAUUAUCUCCUCCACCCCAGUGGCAUACUGAACUAACAGAGGUUGUUUGUAAUCUUAAUAGGUAGUACUGAAAACAGAAAUUCAGGAUGUUGAUCCUGAUUUGGAAUUUAUUUCUGAUAUUCUACAAGAUCAUCCAACUACUUGGCCUUUUUGCUUUCAUUUUCAUUUCCCAAGCAGGAAGAUACUGUGACUACCUCAUGGUGUUAUCUUGUGAAGCAAUAUUUUUCAAUAGUUUAUUUUCCUGUUAUUGGUCCUGUAUAAAAGUAAGUAGUUAGAUGUUUAAUAAUAACGAUUGAAUAGGUUUUUCAAUUUAUUUACGAAGUCAGCGCAAACUUGAAUUAUUGUCAGGUUUUGCAUUUAAAAUGGAAGAGAUUGGGUAUUCCCUGUAUGUACUUAUAAUGCUUUGCAUGUUUAAAAAUCAGGGAAACAUUAAAUAUAGUACUUUGAAGAAAGUUUCUAAUAAGAUUUUUAAAAAUAUAGUAAUGUCUGAGAUACUUAAACAAAAUCAUGCCUUUUUUUUAUAUCCGCUCUAUUUCAUAAACAUGGUGCUCUGAUAUUGAGUUGAUUACUUUUUUCUCUUUAUGAAAACCAGUAUAUUGCUUUCCUAGCUCUUUAUCUUAGAAAGUAUUUUGAUGAACUGACCAUACCCGGCAUUCUUAAUUUUGGCAAAUAAGCUGUAUAUUGCUUUGUUGUUUUUUAUUUAAAGAAACAUAGUGUUAAGCAGCCUUCAAGAGACAUAAAUGAUGGGUCAGUGUUUUGUCUACUCUACUUUAUUGAGACAUAAUGUACCCUCAGACUGCAGAGUUCUAUCCUAUUGUGUCUUCUCCUGGUUCUUAAUUUAGUAUAACUGGUUCCAUUUCUUUUUCUUGGCAUAAAUUCUGUAUAGAUUUAAAAUGUUCUAGAAGGAAAGAGUAUUUCCUCAAGAAACCUUUUGCUCUAAAUUAAAGAACUCUUCUUUUAGUAGCAGCUAUUUAAUUAGGUAAUUACAACAGUCUCAUUACGUGGCCACCAAGUCUUUAUAAACAGGAGCUUGUUUAACUCAACUAUCAAAGCACUUUUAAAUUCUGUAUUUCUUUUUAUGUUUGUUGAGGUUAUUAGCAUUAUGCCCUCUCAGAAGAGUUAAGUAUUGUUAAACUUACCAGUUGCAGCAGUAGCAGCAAGGCAAACAUGAUUGGAAGGCAAGAUGCUGAAAUCUACUGGCUGAGAGAAAUAACUGCAUUAUUAUCCUACUCUUUGGUUUACAAGGGUGAACGUAACGCAUUGGUCACGAUUGCACACAGCUUUUUGCUUUCUUUAUACAUUCUUUAUAUAUUACAAUGGAAAUUAUUUUUAAAGAAAAAGAAAAAAUAUUAUUCUAGAUAGAAUUUUCCUUUAUCAUCAUGUCUUUUGAGAAGAUAAUGGGAGGCUACCUUGAAACAAAUAUACUUAGAUUUAUCUUUUAUAAUAUAAAUGUGACCAUUAAAAAAACAGGGGGUUCCAGGAAUUUGUUCCUAAAUCUUUUUUUUUUUUUUUUUUUUUGCCACUAACGUCAUUUAUAUCCUUAAAUUAACAUGGAAUAGUUUUCAUAUAAGAUAAUCAGAAAUUUCUGAUGGUGAGCAGUUAUGCAGAACUAAGAGCAGGGUCCCUAAAAAUAUGCUUUCAGAUAAUUAUACAGCAUUCAGGUAAGUCUAGUAACAUUAGAAAAUGAAGAUAACUGGUAAAAUAUAAAGUCGAAUGUCAAAGGUAUGUAUUAUGUUUUUACUUUCAUUAUUAAGAUAUUAAUCCCACUGCCAAAUAAACAUGGUUUUUUUUCUUUUUUUGAGACGGAGUCUCACUCUGUUGCCCAGGCUGGAGUGCAGUGGCACAAUUUUGGCUCACUGCAGCCUCUGCCUCCCAGGUUCAAGCAAUUCUCCUGCCUCAGCCUCCCAAGUGUCUGGGAUUACAGGCAUGAGCCACCAAGCCCAGCUAAUUUUUGCAUUUUUAGUAGAGAGUGUUUUCUCAUGUUGGCCAGACUGGUCUCAAACUCCUGACCUCAGGUGAUCCGCCCACCUCAGCCUCCCAAACUGCUGGGAUUAAAGGUGUGAGCCACCACACCCUGCCUAUUUUUCUUAAAAUGAGAUUGUUUUGUUAGAUAAAAACUUGUUGGCCUUCAUAAUGAUGAAGAAAUACAUAAUGGGUUAUAUUUAAGGUGGCUUAGUUUUUGGUCCUGUGUUGGUUGUAGUAUAUUUAGUCUUGUAAAAUUAAGUCUUCAUUUAUUGUAUUGAUUGUUCCUUUUUUAGUAAACAAAUAGAGACUAAUUUGAGCUAGGGAUUUUUUUUUUUUUCCCCACUUUUGGCUUGCUUUGGCUAGUUGAGUUUUGUUGCUUUUAAGUGAGUCUACUACGGCAUGUCAUUUCAACACACAAUUCCAUAUUCAAAACUAAAAUAUGGGCUAAUUCACAGCAUUUUGACUUUAAAGAAUAUAAUAUAUUAAAUAAGAUCUUAAGCCAGUGUAGUUGGAACUGGAAAAGGGAAUCUGGAACUUAGAUGAAAUCACUUUAAAGGAAAUUGGCCAAACUAAUAAUGUCUGUUAAAAUGACCAUAUGAAUGAAUGAAUACACGCACAGACACUUGCUUCUGUAGAUAUGACCUGUACAAUGUGUGGGGAAAAACUAAUUAAAUUGCCGUCAUUAUGAAUAUGAGUUUAGAAACUGUGUACAAUGAAUUUAAAUAAAGUUUUAUGUUGUGUGUUCAUGAACUUACAUCAUAGUUGGAGAAAAGAAUAGGGCAAAAUGUAGCUUAUAUAAUAUUACCUUUUUUUCCCCACAAUGGUGUUUUAGUUAUCUCUUAAGUUUAAAAUUAAUGCAGCUUGUAAAUAGGAUUCUCAGUUAUCCUGUUUCAGUUUUUAAGCUUUCAAUAGGAGGCAGAAAUAAUUCCAGUUGCCACUUCUGUAAAUAGAUGUUUAGCACUAUUUAAAAUAGCUUUCUGUGGCGUUGUAUCAAGUGACUAUUUGUAAUACAAAUUUUUCAUUUUUCAAUUGACCCAGAUUCCAGUAUAAACCUUUACUGAUAUAGAUCCAUAUAUGGAAAUACACAUACACAUACACCCACAAAAUCAAAGAUGAAGUAACUGUGACUCAGUACACUAAGACAUCUCUUUGCAGUAGACAGUAAAGGUAACUCCAUCACCUGGAUUGUUUCAGUUAAAAUACAAAAUGGCAGUUGAUUCUAUGUGAAACAUAGAAACUAAAGGGAAAUUUUGUGAGUUAUUUUUGUUUCCUUGAGUCAUCAUUCUGUAGUUUUUAAAGAAUUGAUAACUUUUCUGAAUUUUUAUUCUUUUAUUCACGUUUUUCAUCCUGACCAGAAAAACGUGAGCAUUCUCAGAAGUGACUUCUUUUUUCACAUAUAGAGACCAAUGCAAAAAAUGCCAUUACUGCUUGCACUAGUUACUAUCUUAGAAUCCAUCACAGAAAGCCCAAAAGAUAGCCCAACCUUUUGUACCUACAGUCUUAGAUAUUGUUAGAUAGCCAUUGAAUUUUCUUUGCAUUGUGUAUGAGAUGAAUAUUUCUUGAGACUUUUUUGUUUGCUCUACUAAAGAAAUCAACCAAGGGAAAAAAAACCCAAAAAACAAAACAAACAAAAAACACCCUCUAACUCAUGUGAAGCAUGCAGGGUGUUGUAAUUUCAGUUUGCAAAGCGGUGUGAUACAAUGUUGCUGAGCCAAAAGCACACGAUAGAUUUAAUGUAGCCAAUUGUGUACUUUUGAAAAAAAGAGUAACUGUUCCCUGUGAGUUAAUUUUGGAUUUUUUCAAAAUCUCUCUUUUAGGCUUUGUGCUGGAUUCUUCCAGACAAAUGCGUAUUCCAUGUGGGCCACUGUUCUGCUAAAUGCUCUCAGUUCUCCUUUUGCAAUCAAGAUUAUGUUGCUAAGGAGAUUUUGCUUUUAUUGCUGCCAUUGAUUUGUGUUAAUACGUUUUGAAUACCUCUCGGUAUUCUUUCGUAGACAAGGCCAAAAGAAAAACUUCCCCGAGUUUCCCAAUUUACAUUACAAAUGGAGCGGUGGUGUAAUGAAGCCGAUAUAAAGUGGGCAGUUGAAAGGAAACUAAAGAAGGGCACUCAAGUGAGAAAUGAAGAAAUGUGCCGAGUGCAGUCUGUGGGCUGCCCUUGGUCCAGCUGCAGGAACUGGCUCUGGCCAGAGGUAGAGUGAGUGAGCACCUCCCUCUGCAAAGACCACCCACUUUCGGAGCCUAGGCUGGCACACCAAAGAUUACCUCAUUGAUUAAUACAGGGCUUGACAAUUUCUGAGGUGGCAAAAUCACUUCUAAAUCUCCUUUUUGAGUCCUUCCUAGAGCAUGACUGAGGCCACACUUCCCAUGCCUUAUGACCUGAAGUUAUCUUGUAAAGGAUAACCUAUGGAUGGACCAGUUCUUUUGGUUCUGAGGACUAGUGUAUUUCAAAUGUUGGAAUGUAUUCCCAGGUGAGGAGGAUAUUAACUAGAUUAAAUUGGUUUUAGUUGUAUGCUUCUUACUUUGUGUCAUAUUUUAGACUCCAAAAACUGUCUCCCUACCAAAAAAAACCAAGUAUUCCGUCUGUGAGUGGAAAGAGACCAACUAGAUGGUGUCUUUAACCAGUGAAGUGGUUUGCUCAGGUUGCAGUGCAUGGAGGUGCUAAAGAAUAGCAUGGGCCGGGCGCAGUGGCUCACGCCUGUAAUCCCUGCACUUUGGGAGGCCGAGGCGGGUGGAUCACAAGGUCAGGAGAUUGAGACCAUCCUGGCUAACACCGUGAAACCCUGUCGCUACUAAAAACCAAAAAAUUAGCCGGGCAUGGUGGCGGGCGCCUGUAGUCCCAGCUACUUGGGAGGCUGAGGCAGGAGAAUGGCGUGAACCUGGGAGGCAGAGCUUACAGUGAGCCGAGAUCGCGCCACUGCACUCCACUCCAGCAUGGGCAACAGAGCAAGACUCUGCAUCAAAAAAAAAAAAAAAUACCAUGGUAGCACAGUCAUACCCUUUAGUGGCUCACAUUGUUCAAACAGCAUGAUAUUAACAUUUUUUUAAUUCAAAGUACAAAUGCUUCAUGCAUAUAACUUAAAGAGUUUUAGAUAUUUUAAGUUAGAAAUGCCAAAAAUAUGAAAACCGUGAAGAAAAAUUUCUAUAGAAGUUAGGAAAUUAAAAAUCAAUCAUAAGGGAAGCAUCUCAAGUUUUUAUUGCAGUAUUUGGAGAUGAAAAAUGACUUUCUACUGACAUGAUUUGUUAUUUCAGCAAAAUAGAAGUCUGUCAGUCUAAUGUUGGAUGAUCUGAUAGUCUUUGCAAGAAAUAAUUGCAGAGACUUCCCGCAAUCACUGGGAAAUAUGAAAUCUACAAAAACAUCUGAAAAAGGGCGAGACUAGGCCACUGCCUAGGGGGAUAGCCCUGUUCUUUCUAUGGAACAGGAAAAAAAAAAAAAAAAAACAA